This is a messenger RNA of Andrographis paniculata, 1113 nucleotides long. Its product is annotated as protein LSD1-like. The record is from RefSeq and is a predicted model, not a curated record. The coding region runs from base 161 to 694 and encodes 177 amino acids. The transcript has 7 exons. NCBI's taxonomy places the organism in Eukaryota, Viridiplantae, Streptophyta, Magnoliopsida, Lamiales, Acanthaceae.
UCUCUCUCUCUCUCUCUAUAUAUAUAUAUAUAUAUAUUAUAUGUGUGUGUAGUGUGUACAUAUAUAAUCAGAGAGGCACACGCUGGCAUAGACUGCCCAUCCCAUUUUUCGCAUUUACAGGAAAUCCAAUUUUGGCUCUUUGGUUUCUCCUCCCUGUGAUAUGCAGAGCCAAGUCGUGUGCGGUGGGUGUAGAACUGUUCUCCUGUAUCCCAGCGGAGCAACAAAUGUUUGCUGUGCCAUAUGCAAUAUGGUGACUCCUGUCCCACCUGCAGGGAUGGAUAUGGCGCAGCUGAUCUGUGGUGGGUGCCGCACCUUGCUUAUGCAUGCUCGUGGGGCAACCAGUGUGAGAUGUUCCUGCUGUCACACCGUAAACCUUGUUCCAGCAGCACCGCCCCCAAGUAGUGUUGCCCACAUCAACUGUGGAAACUGCCAUACUAUGCUGAUGUAUCCAGCUGGAGCCCCGUCUGUGAAAUGUGCCAUCUGUCACUUCAUCACAAACGUUAAUAUGGCUGACGCAAGGGUUCCCAUUCCUGUACAUAGACCUGGAGGGAAUCCUACUUCGGCAACAUCGACAGCUUCAACAUCCACUGUACCAACCAGCUCCCAUAACCAAACAGUUGUGGUGCAGAAUCCUAUGACUGUUGAUGAAAGUGGCAAACUGGUGAGCAAUGUGGUGGUUGGUGUCACAACAUAGAAUGUUUAUAAAAAAAAAAUUGACGGUCCGACUUAUCAGUCUUGGUGGUUCAAGGCUGACUAUAGAGAGAAACCUUGUGCAUAUUGUGGCAAUGUUUAAUAUGGAAGAGCAAUAAUUUGUAAAUUACAAGAAGACAAUUGUACUACUAGUGUUGUGCAGCUUUGGGUGAAGAGAAGGAGAGGGAUUAUAAGCUCUACCUAAAGAACAGAAAUAUGUUGUGUAUGGUGAUCUGAUUGAAAAGGUAAUGGGACUACCUGCCUACUGUCUUGGUGAAUAACUCAAACUUGUGAUGCUGCAUGGCAACAAUUGUGGGUAUUUUGUGUCUUUUUUCUGUGCCUGCUUCUGUGAAAUGUGCUACCAAAUUUUACAGAUGGACAUAGAUAUGGCCUGAAUUAAUUAAUAACAAAUUAUUUGGAUCA